Cladocopium goreaui is the source of this 4832-nucleotide messenger RNA. The record is from the annotation of a GenBank genome assembly. NCBI's taxonomy places the organism in Eukaryota, Dinophyceae, Suessiales, Symbiodiniaceae.
AUGGCGUGGGAGUCUUUGCACAGGGCUGAUUCACCCGGAUGCAGCACGUUUCCAACAAAUUUUGAUCUCAAUAGCUGGAGCGCGGCCUUGGGCCCAACAUUUGUGCAUGGGAGCCAGGCCAGCAGACUGGACUACUUCUGCGUGCGACAACCGUACGCUGAUGGCACUGCUCGACAGGUGAGAUAUCUAUGGGACUCUCCUUUCCUUCAUCAAACUGAUUUUGGACAUGUCCCUAUGAUGUGCACUCUGGCCAAGCAUUGGAUCCCCAGUUUUUCACAGCAUAAAAUUCAACGGGUCACGCUGCAACAAAGACAGGCCAGCAGACAAUCAUAUUUGGCACAGGACUCUGACUGGCUGAGUUUUGUUGACUGUACACAGACCCAAAUUGCGGCACACUUUGCUCGUGCUGACCUUCCUGCUGAUGACUUCAUGGAGAUCCUGCAUCGAGAUGUGCUACACCAGUUUUGUGAGCAUUUUCCAGCUGGCAAGCACACGCGCAGUCCUGCGGCUUGGCAAUCUGCUCUUCCCACAUUGCUCAACAAGUGGGAUCAUCGUAGAUGCAUGCAGAGGCUAGGCGUGCCAUUCACGGUGCAGCAGCUUGAACGGGCACUGAGUCAGAUCCCACCGAGUAAAGCGGUGGCAAAGCCAUUCUCACCUGGCAUGGUUUGGCGCCAGCAUGCAUCCGUUUUGGCUCCAUUACUCCAUGCGAAAUUGACUGAUUGGUGGGAGCAACGCGACAUCAGCUGUAUGGAGGGCUUCAAAUUUUUUUUGGACCUUCAACGUGCUUUUGACAGUGUUCAUCGUGGCAAACUUUUUAGUAGACUCCAAAAUCUGCCCAUUAGCCAGUCCCUGAUUCAAUUGCUGAUGGAGUGGCAUGAAAACACGGUGUACUUUGUACAACAUGAUCAGGUGGAUAGUCCGGUGUCAAUUGGCCGUGGCGUGCGCCAAGGCUGCAAGGCAGCUCCAGGACUGUUUAACCUUUUUGUUCUCCUUUUUCUGCAUGACUUGAUGGCCCAUGUCCCCAUUAGUUGGAUUCAAACACACUUGACAAUUUAUGCUGACGAUUUCCAUAUCGGAGCCAAGUUCACCACGGCACAUGAUUUUGCUUGCUUUCAUAAGACUUUGGGUAUCAUUUUUUGGACCUUGCGAUCUUUGGAGCUGCAAAUCAAUCCUGGCAAAUCAGUGGCUCUGUUGGAAUUGAAGGGCUGCCAUAGUCAUGCUCUGCGCAAACAACUGGUGCAGCGAGACCGUGAUGGAGAAAAACUGCGAGUGUUUCUGCCUGAUGGUGAUGAGAUGCAAAUCCCAAUACGCAAAUCAGCCAAAUAUCUUGGGGUGCUGAUCAGCUACAGCAAUUUUGAAGAUGCCAGCCUGAAACAUCGAUUGAGCUUGAUGAACACUGGAUUUCGACGGUUGCAGCGGUGGCUCACAGGAAGACAUUGCCUGACAAUCAAGCAGAGAUACAAACUUUGGCACUGUUGCGUUUAUCCCAUUUUGACUUAUGGAAUUUUUGCUACAGGCCUGACAACAGUUGGCAUUCAGAAAGCACAAACACAGAUCACUAUCAUGCUUCGAAAACUGCUUCAUGAUCACGCCUUUUACACCAGAAGGAACAACCAACAGGCUCUAGCUCUUCACAGAUUUCCCACCCCGCUGCACCUGCUGUAUGGCACUGCGGCUGGACUUCUGAGGACACAGGCAACAAGAAGUGCAUUGUUUUCAGAUCAUGACCUGGCUCACACGAUCACGUGGGAUCAUCUUCCUGAUUUGAUGUCCCGUUUGGAACAAAUGCAGGCCACUGCAACCUUGGUGACGUCCAGGGACCUUGAGGCGCAGCAUGCCUACAACACCCCAUUUUUCCAAUGUGCUCAGUGUGAUUUUUGCACAGAGAAUGUCAGCGUUUUUCGCAGACACUGCACGGUUGCCCAUGGAUCUCAGAUGUAUCGCACGCAGUUUGUUCAGCAGGCACACUUCACAGCCAAUGGUCUUCCAACAUGUAAGCACUGCCACACCACAUUCUCGACAUGGCGCAUGUUCUCAGCUCAUAUUGAGCGCGGCUGUCAGGUGCUGCUCACGGGACCAUCGUCCUGCACGACGAGUUCUUCAUCUACUAGAGCUGCACUAGGCACCCUGAACAUCAUGCAACCCAACAUGGCCGACUCAGCCACCAGAGGAUUGAGAAUGAUCACUGCGGAAGAGUUGCACAAUCUCAAAACGCAGGUAUUUGGUGAGAGACUGCUUCAAGUGGUGCACGAUCGCGACUGGACCAAGAUGCCAAGAACUUCAUCAACAUUUUCGUUUGCAACAUCCAGAGUUAUGGGAAUUGCAGUCUUGUUGGUGAAUGGCGCUGGAGUGGAGGCAUCACAGGCUGAACAUGGGCUACAAGGGCUAUCCUUUAAUGCCAGCAGGGACUCCAUCGCGUCAGCAGAAACGCUUGCGGUGGAUGCACUUUGGAGACAGGCUUGUGGCAAGGGAUGUCAACGUGCGGCAGAUCUCUCCUUGCACCUUCAAUCUGCUCACUCCAGAUUGUGGAGGCAGCUGGCAAUGGCUUUUCACCGCAUGGGCACUGAACCCUUUGCACCGACAGUCAUCACGGACAGCCUGCUGAAGGACCCUGAGAUUCUGGCACUGCUGCGCUCGCAUUGCUUGCUGUGUGGUGCACAGCCGGCGACAUCAGACUUGGCGCUGCAUCUCCGGGAGGAGCACUCAUGUGGCCAUGAAAUGUUUCUUUUCUACAUGGAACAGCUGCUGCCCACAGUUUUUCAACAGAAUGUAGAUGAUUUCCAGUGCAAUUUGUGCCAACUCAUUUACAAUUUGCCAGCCGCUUUGCGUCCUGAUGAAUCUUUGGCUGCUCGAGCACAGCUUGCCCUUUCACAUCUGCGGGGCUCGUGCCCUGUUUUGAUACAGAUCGCACAACUCUUUGGGGCUCUUCUCAACGGAGGGAUUUUGCAACAUGGAACUGUCCGACAUGGCAGCAUCAGCACAGAUGAGAGAAGUCUUCGACGCUCUGGCACCGAUGUUCCAGGACAAAACGCUCAAGCUAGCAGAGAAUCCCAGGGAGCCCAAAGUGCGCCGCAAAGGCGCUCCAAACGAUCUCGACUUGGAGAUGGCAGACCCACCAGCGCCCGCAACACCCACACCGGCGAUGAGAAUGCUGACCACCAUGGCGAAUCGGUGCAGUGGAAACAGCAGAUGGAAACUGCAUCCAAAUCCCAGAUGAGGCCUCUGAGGCAGCAUCUGUUGCUGGCGCUGCUGGAAGUCAUGCGCACACGGGCGGGCAAGAUCGUGGAAAGCAAGGAGACAGACGAGCUCUACCAGACGUCUUUGGCCAAGGGGCUGAUCCUGAAGGACAAGAGCUUCCCAUUUCACAGAUGGGAUCCACAGACUCAAACGCUGGUAUUGGACAAGAAGCAGCCGGUGAGUGCCAAGAAGAUGGAGCAGCACAUGACCGAGCUGCUAGAAAUGAUGGUGGACAAGGACUUGAUCAUCCGAUUCCACGCCCUGAAAGCCCCGGAUGCACAGAAGGAGCGCACAGUGCCGUGGAGAUUGCAGAUCAACCUCAGGAGCGAUCGGGCCUACGAGUUGCUGGCGCACCUUGCGCACAACGCCAUAUGGAUGGUGGUGGGAGCAACGAUGAAGCAGCACACCCUUGCCCAGUCCCCCAUGGCCACGAUGCUCCAUCUAGCACCACAGCUUGUGGAGGAGCUCACGAAGUUGGCAGGACAUUUGCGUUUGACCAACAAUCGCAACUGGUGCUUUGCUAAUAGCACGGUACACAGUUUGCUGUGGACGCUUUUGAGUCUGCAAGUUCCUUUGACAGAUCUUUGGGGAGAGCACCAUGCAGAACUGAUCCAAUUUGUGCUGAAGCAUGCCAACAAACCGGCUACGCUGAGUGAGACGGCUUGGUUUCUGCAAGUGGUGCAAGAUUGGAUUGCUGAUGGGGAACAGCAAGACUGUGCAGAAUGUGCACAUCGAGUCUUGCGUUGGCUGCGCCCGGCAGCAUUUGACAUGCGUUGGGAAAGAAGGGUUGCGACAUCUGAAGGGCUGCAGUUACAUGAUAGCAACAGCAAUUUCAUGCCCAUCAUAUUGUACAUCCCUAGCCAUGCUCAUCACAUUGGACAUUGCCAACUUGCAUCAUUGGUGACUGCUUGGUCUCAGGAGCUUGCGAUGCAGACAGCCCUCCUGGAUGCGCCGGUAUGUCUCUGCCUUCAUAUUGACAGAAUGUACCAAGACGCUGACAAUCAGGCUGUUAAAAGCAUGUGCCGUUUGGACAUUGACACAGAAAUCAUGAUGCCGGUUUUCCGACCCUCAGGCAUUGCUUGUAAUACUGCAGGAUACAUUCCAGUGGCAUGCAUUGCACAUUUUGGACAGGAUCAAGCUGGACAUUGCAAGGCGUUGCUUAAGAUUCAACCCACAGUAGUGCCGCCUGGCAACCCAGCUGCUUGGCUCAUGACCGAAGAUGACCAAUAUCCAACUCCUCUCUGGCAAUUUCCUUCCUGGUUUGCAAGCAAUUUGACCGUCGUAUGGAUGAUCCGCACAGACUGCUUGAAGUUGCCGUCGUACAACGUGCAAAGCGAUGGCACCAUUCUUGAAGCAGCCCCUGAUGACCAUUCAGAUCAGGCUUUCAUUCAUUUGCUGCAAGCUCAACAUGGAGCGACUUUGCCUGGCUAAAUCAACAUGAAAGGCGACCAAGGUCCAAACUUUUUCCGACCACCUGACCCGGGUUUUCAUUUUUCCUUUUGCAGUUUCAAGGCCGAAAGUUUCCGCACUGACGGAACCAACGACACAAUAUCGUUGAUGGCUGGCACAGACCUUUGGAGCAUAGCAGAAAAGGC